GCGAGAGCAAGGGACGCUGUGCGCGCUUUCAUUAUUGUGAGUGGACUGUAAAAAGGUGGAAGAAAACCCGUGUUUAAUCACAAUACUGUCAGCUUCUCGGCGGUCGAACCUGCAACUUAAUCAUAAUUAAUUCUGGGGAAGGCUGCGGGGAGGAGGGCUACUCUCAUCAUCCCGGGACCGGAGUGAAAACCUCACCGCAAGCUCCUCUUGCAGCGGAAUAAUUAGCAGCACCGGUGUGUGUGUGUGUGUGAGACAGGCUGUAUUGGACUCAAGAAAAGGCUGGUGGACCGGAGAGGACAAGUGUGGACCCUGUGAAGUUUUAGUGUGACAGCCGGGGUUUUUUUUUUAAGGAGCGCGGCGGACCGGAGAGAAAGUGUUGUGGAGGUUAUAGCCCCCCCCGCCACCCCCAGUCAAUGCGUCGGCUCCCGGUGUCUACUGAUGGACUGAGCCCGGUGGCAUUCGGACCAGCUCCCCCUCGUUUUCAGCAGUUUUAGUCGAUAUCUCAGACCGAAAUGGUGCCCUGUAUCAUUUUCAUCGCCUUGUUUCUCACCGCGGCCCGAUCCCAAGAUAUCCAUCCCUCACAGGCGUCAUCAUCCUCUAUUAGUGAGUCUUGUGACUCCUUGUGCUCCUGUGAGGGAAAAGAUGGCAUCCUUCAUCUUAACUGCGAGCAGAGAAACAUCAGCAAAAUCUCCCAAAUCAAAGUCCCGUCAGGUGUGCCCUUCCACCUGAACCUUUACAAAAAUGACUUGGUUGAGCUCCGCGCCGAGGAAAUGGAAGGGCUUAAGAGUGCCCUUUCGCUGCACAUUGGGGGUAAUAGCAUACAAGAGCUGGAACCAGGGGUCUUUAGCACUCUCGGUUCACUGAAAAAACUCCACAUAAAUAGCAAUUUCCUCGUCACUCUGAAAGAGGAUACUUUCCAAGGCCUUGUGAAUUUGGAGUUUCUCCAGGCUGACACAAAUUUCAUUCGGGUCAUCGAGCCGGGGGCCUUCAACAAACUGAUCCGCCUCAAGGUGCUCAUCCUCAAUGAUAAUUCCAUCGAGUUUUUACCAAGCAACAUUUUCCGGUUCGUGCCCCUCACCCACCUGGACUUACGUGGCAACAAGCUCCAGACGCUGCCUUAUGUGGGGUUUUUGGAGCACAUCGGACGGAUAAUGGAACUUCUCCUGGAGGACAAUGAGUGGGUCUGUGACUGUGAUAUUUUGCAUUUAAAAAUCUGGAUGGAGAACAUGAGGGCCCAGUCAGCGAUCGGGGAUGUGGUCUGCAGCACACCGCAUCACCUUAAGGGCACCAUUCUGGCUAAAGUCAAGCGGGAUGUUCUCUGCCCAUCUCAUGCAGAUAUUAACCUGGAGGAGCCGUCAAAGUCACUGGACAUGGUUGUUACUCCCUCAUCUAAAGUGUCUCAGAUUCCCAAGUUGAACAACGCCAAAGAUGACGCGAAGGUACCGACACCGUCUCACAUUCCUGGCAGUCCUUGUGUGGAGCACUGUGCCUGUCACAAUCACCCCGUGGCAGGGUUUUUGAUGCAUUGUCAAGAUAGAGGCAUUCAAAAGCUAUCGGAUAUCGGAAUACUUCAGCAAAGCCCCACUAAACUAGUGCUGACAGGAAAUAUGAUUCAGAAACUCCUGAAGUUUGAUUUUGUCACAUAUGAUAGUUUAGAGUGGCUCAACUUGGCAAACAACAGAAUUGAUUACAUUGAUAAUGAAACUUUCCUGAGCUUGAGCAGUUUGAAAAAGCUGUAUUUAAAUGGCAACAGAAUUGAAAAGCUGUUCUCCACAAUGUUUGUGGGGUUGCACAACCUCGAAUACCUGUAUCUGGAAUACAACCUUAUCAAAGAGAUUGCUCCAGGCACAUUUAAUCCCCUGCCAAACCUGAAGCUGUUGUCAUUAAAUAACAACCUGCUCAGCUCUCUUCCAGCACAGAUAUUUCGCAAUGUGCCCCUCGCCAAAUUAAACCUGAAGAAGAAUCUACUUAUGCACCUGCCAGUGAGCAAUGUGCUUGAUCAACUUGACUCACUAGAGCAGAUUUAUUUAGAGGACAACCCUUGGGAUUGCAGCUGUGACUUGCUCAGCCUCAGACAAUGGGUGGAGAAACUCCGAAAGGACACAGUGGUGGGCUCCAUUUUGUGUCACACCCCAAAGAAAGUGAUGCAGGCAGAACUAAGAAGCGUUCGCCAUGAGGUGCUGUGUCCCGGUCUGGGGACCUACUACCCCAUGUCCCCAGAUGGGGAGGAGAGCACGACAGCCACACUGGGGCCUGACGGCACCGGCAAAGGAUUGUUCAGCUCACUCACAGACACCGUCCCGCUCUCUGUGCUCAUCUUAAGCCUUCUUAUGUUUGUUCUCAUGAUUAUAUUCUGCUCGGCCGGACUGGUGGUACUGGUGGUGCACCGGCGGCGGCGAAGGGCAAAGAAAAAAGCAGCAGAGGAGCAGCCCCGAGAAAACACCAGCAGCAGUCCCAUUCACUUGCAUUACAGCAUGUACGGGCAGAAAACGACCCACCACACUCUGACACAAAGAACCGGGUCGGCCUCUCUGUACGAAGAGAGAUCACACAGCCCCAUCGUGCAGAUCUGCCGCAACCCCACCUACUGCUCCCAGCACAAGGAACACGACGCAGAUUUGGAUUACAGCAUGGACGAGCCCGGCUCCAAGCACCACGUCUGCCGGAGCAUCAUGGAGAAGGAGAACACCUCUCCGCUCACCGGCAACCCCAGCUCCAAGUUCAGACCCAUGACGGGAGAGUGCCCCGCCGAGUUCGUCACGCUCGGAAAUCCCAACUCCUUGUACAGGAACAUUCUGGAGAGGGAGAAGGAGCUGCAGCAGCUUGGAAUAACAGAGUACCUAAGGAAAAACAUGCCCCAGCUUCAGUCUGCUGUAGACAUGCAGGUCCCGGGACACCAGGAGGAGUUAAAGCUAAUGGAGACAAUUAUGUACUCGAGACCACGCAAGGUCAUGCUUGAGCAAACUAAGAACGAGUACUUUGAACUCAAGGCUAACUUGCAUACUGAACCAGACUACUUGGAGGUUCUGGAGCAUCAAACUGCAUUUAACUGAAAGAAAACAAUUCUAUAAAUAUAUAUAUUAUGUUUUGAACCAAGUGCCUUGUCCUGUUUGCCCUCUCGUACUUUCCACAGUGUGAAAUAUAUAUCAUGGGCACAUCACUUUAAGUUUAAUUGUAGCACAGAAUGUAACUGGUUUUCUCUUUUUGUUACUUUGUAUCUGUUGACAGCCAUGUUAUGUAGCUGGUGAAAGGUGUAGUAUUUUUGGCCAAAUGUAACUUAAAGAAGCUAGCGCAGUCUGUUGUGCGGGCCUGGGUUUAAACCAUCUUCAAAAUCCAGUCAAUCAGCUUUUUAUGAUUGAUUACAUUUCCACGGCGCACUGCUGCCAAAUGAAUUGAUCUGCACAGUGCACCCCCCUCCCCCCAUCUGACAUCCUGGUAGAAUAAAGCAGAUGUCUGGAAAAGAAGUGAGUGAAUUUCAAUCACCACUUGACCCAGAAUUGCUGUUUAAUCAGUGUAUCCUGACUCUGGCUAUGACCUGAUUACACCCUCUGUCAACAUAAGCCAGCUGGAAUGCUGUAACCGGAAUGCUCAUUGUGCCAAGUGUACGUUGAAAAACAGCGAUAUAGGAGUGUGCUUCUACUGCUCUCUUCCUGUCAGUUCCUUUGAUCGAUCCAAUACACUGCGCACUCGCAGUCAUAGGGACGUUAUUUAUUUUUAUACAGACUGGUGAUAUUUACAGAAAGGAUGAAUUUUCUUCUAUCAAUCAGUAAAUGCAGCACUUAAAGUACAGUCUAUUAUACACAACUGUAAUCUUGUAAAAAUGCAUUGCACUAAUCAAAUGCCAUAAGAUGGUGCAUGACAAUCAACAGAGUCCUGCUGAAACUUUUUUUUGUUUUUAAUGUCUGCCAGAAAAAAUGAGCCACAAAUGUGUGUUUGUGUGUCUGUGUGCGCGAGCGUAUGUGAGACUGCGUUUAACGUCACUUAUUUAUGUCUGAAAAUAUUCAAAUAGCAUUCAGGAACAUCCGCUCCGUCCUCUUGCUGAGACUGGCUGAUCGGGAACUGUGUUUGAACUGAUCAGAGACGGGGGACAUAUUAACCCGCCAGCACACGAAUGGUUACCGACGAGCAACAUUACUCAAAAAGCUCCAGUUUUUUCACGCAGACAACCUGCCGACGGACUCCAGCCAGCAUUUGUCUGUUUCUCAGCUCUUAUUAAAAGCAAUGGACUGCUGGCCGACUGACGUUUGCAACGUGGACAUUGUCAGGAUUUAUACUCUACACACCAACCAUACUCCCAGAAACUAAUCCAACUCUGAAAACGGUUCAUGUAAGCACACACUCUGUAGCUUUUCUACUCAACUAGAUUUCAUUAUUUAUUCUGUAUAUUUUGUAAAUACCUGUGUUCCAUUAUAUCUUUUGGUUUUUGUGUGCCUUCAGUGCUGUACAGAAUAUAAACAGAAGUUGUAACUGAUAAACAGGAAAUAAAGAUAUUACAUGAA
Morone saxatilis (striped sea-bass) is the source of this 4499-nucleotide messenger RNA. It is a transcript of the gene slitrk6, whose product is annotated as SLIT and NTRK-like family, member 6. Gene Ontology annotation, cellular component: membrane. The coding region runs from base 513 to 3053 and encodes 846 amino acids. The record is from RefSeq and is a predicted model, not a curated record. The transcript is spliced from 2 exons. Gene Ontology annotation, molecular function: protein binding. Gene Ontology annotation, biological process: axonogenesis; regulation of presynapse assembly; positive regulation of synapse assembly. Lineage: Eukaryota; Metazoa; Chordata; Actinopteri; Moronidae.